Molecule: messenger RNA, 3828 nt
Organism: Heterocephalus glaber (naked mole-rat)
Lineage: Eukaryota; Metazoa; Chordata; Mammalia; Rodentia; Bathyergidae
Gene: Dvl3
Product: dishevelled segment polarity protein 3
Biological process (GO): canonical Wnt signaling pathway; intracellular signal transduction
Cellular component (GO): cytosol
Molecular function (GO): frizzled binding
Source: RefSeq, a predicted model, not a curated record
CGAGAGGCCCGGCCCGGCCGCCCGAGCGGGCCGCGCGUGGGCCGCCGGGCCCGAGGCCGGAGCCAUGGGCGAGACCAAGAUCAUCUACCACCUGGACGGGCAGGAGACGCCGUACCUGGUGAAGCUGCCCCUGCCCGCCGAGCGGGUCACCCUGGCGGACUUUAAGGGCGUGCUGCAACGACCCAGCUACAAGUUCUUCUUCAAGUCUAUGGACGACGACUUCGGAGUGGUGAAGGAGGAGAUCUCUGACGACAAUGCCAAGCUACCCUGCUUCAAUGGCCGCGUGGUGUCCUGGCUGGUGUCAGCUGAAGGCUCGCAUCCGGAGCCUGCCCCCUUCUGUGCUGACAACCCCUCAGAAUUGCCACCACCUAUGGAGCGCACAGGAGGCAUCGGGGACUCACGACCCCCGUCCUUCCACCCUCAUGCCAGUGGGGGCAGCCAGGAGAACCUGGACAAUGACACAGAGACGGACUCCUUGGUGUCUGCCCAGCGGGAACGGCCACGUCGGAGGGACGGCCCAGAGCAUGCAACCCGGUUAAAUGGAACAGCAAAGGGGGAGCGGCGGCGAGAGCCGGGCGGUUAUGACAGCUCAUCCACGCUCAUGAGCAGCGAACUGGAGACUACCAGCUUCUUCGACUCCGACGAGGAUGAUUCCACCAGCAGGUUCAGCAGCUCCACAGAGCAGAGCAGUGCCUCCCGCUUGAUGAGAAGACACAAGCGGCGGCGGCGGAAGCAGAAGAUCUCGAGGAUUGAGCGGUCCUCAUCCUUCAGCAGCAUCACAGACUCCACCAUGUCUCUCAACAUCAUCACUGUCACUCUCAACAUGGAAAAGUAUAACUUCCUGGGCAUCUCCAUUGUGGGCCAAAGCAAUGAGCGUGGUGACGGCGGGAUCUACAUUGGCUCUAUCAUGAAGGGUGGGGCCGUGGCUGCCGAUGGACGCAUCGAGCCCGGGGACAUGCUCUUACAGGUAAACGAGAUCAACUUUGAGAACAUGAGUAAUGAUGACGCUGUCCGGGUACUGCGGGAGAUUGUGCACAAGCCGGGGCCCAUCACCCUGACCGUAGCCAAGUGCUGGGACCCAAGUCCACGUGGUUGCUUCACAUUACCUAGGAGCGAGCCCAUCCGGCCCAUCGACCCUGCGGCCUGGGUCUCCCACACUGCAGCCAUGACGGGCACCUUCCCUGCCUACGGCAUGAGCCCCUCCCUGAGCACCAUCACCUCCACCAGCUCCUCUAUCACCAGCUCUAUCCCCGACACAGAGCGCCUAGACGACUUCCACCUAUCCAUUCACAGUGACAUGGCCGCCAUCGUAAAAGCCAUGGCCUCCCCUGAAUCAGGGUUGGAGGUCCGAGACCGCAUGUGGCUCAAGAUCACCAUUCCCAAUGCUUUCAUCGGCUCAGAUGUGGUGGAUUGGCUGUACCACAACGUGGAAGGCUUCACUGACCGGCGGGAGGCCCGCAAGUAUGCCAGCAACCUGCUAAAAGCCGGCUUCAUCCGCCACACUGUCAACAAGAUCACCUUCUCUGAGCAGUGCUACUACAUCUUUGGAGACCUCUGUGGCAACAUGGCCAACCUGUCCCUCCACGACCACGACGGCUCCAGUGGUGCUUCCGACCAGGACACGCUGGCCCCUCUGCCUCACCCGGGGGCCGCGCCUUGGCCUAUGGCUUUCCCAUACCAAUACCCACCACCCCCGCACCCCUACAACCCGCACCCCGGCUUCCCGGAGCUGGGCUACAGCUAUGGCGGGGGCAGCGCCAGCAGCCAGCACAGCGAAGGCAGUCGAAGUAGCGGCUCCAACCGCAGUGGCAGCGAUCGGCGCAAGGAGAAGGACCCGAAGGCCGGGGACUCGAAGUCGGGCGGCAGCGGCAGCGAAUCGGACCACACGACGCGCAGCAGUCUGCGGGGGCCACGGGAGCGCGCACCCAGCGAGCGCUCGGGCCCGGCCGCCAGCGAGCACAGCCACCGCAGCCACCACUCGCUGGCCAGCAGCCUGCGCAGCCACCACACGCACCCCAGCUACGGCCCCCCCGGAGUGCCCCCGCUGUACGGCCCCCCGGUGCUGAUGAUGCCCCCGCCGCCCGCAGCCAUGGGGCCCCCGGGAGCCCCUCCAGGCCGCGACCUGGCCUCCGUGCCCCCCGAACUGACCGCCAGCAGACAGUCCUUCCGCAUGGCCAUGGGAAACCCCACCAAGAAUUUCGGGCUGUUUGACUUUCUGUGAGCACCCCCGCAAUGGGAGGCUCAGCCUCCGAGGAGACCAAGAACCCUGCUUCAGCAGCCCUUGGGGGCUUCCCAAGGAUGCCAGCCCCACUGCCACAUUUCCAGGUCACUAGGCUUCUGGGGAGGGCUCCAGCUUCACCCAUGCACGGAGGACCUUGUUUCUUUGCAGAGAAAAUCAAUCACACACACACACACACACACACACACACACACACACACGUGCCUAUGCAAGUUCACUUAAGCUUCAGGGCUGGUCCCUGCACAGAGGGCUGGACCCUCUCCAGACAGUGGGGCUGGUCCCCUGACUUCCCUGUCCCUUUCCUCAGAGCCCUCAAGCCUCCCGCAUGUGUCCCCAAAUUCUUCCCACCUGGAAAAAGCCCAUAUGCUAGGUCUCAGGAUGGGCUCAGCAGAGAACUCUGCAGGUGACUGACAGGUCAUUCUCACACACACACACCCCAUCUUUCCCUUUUUUCACACUUACCAUGACACCCAGAACAACGACAGGAACCCGCAGGCCAGUUGAAGUUAGGCAAAAGGACUUCUGGGACUUCCAGAGUUCUACUUUGUUUGUCUUUGUUUUUGUUUUUUCAACUUCAUUCUCCACUUUAAACAAAUCAUGAUGUUCUCUUUAAGCCUCCACUCUAAAUUCUCCUGAUUCACCCAGACUCCCAUAUUUGCAGGCUUAGGAUACUGAGAGAGAUGAAGUCCUUAGCCCAGGUUUUGGGGCAAACUGAAGUAGGGACAUUUCAGCAUUCAUUCAUUUAACAAGUAUUUCCUGACGUUUUAGUGACUAAGGGCCUGUGUUGAAAGUAUGACUCAGUCCUGCCUAUCUGGGUUUCCUCCCAAACCCAGGCCAUGGCUUCUAGCCACCACUACAGGGCCACCUCCUUCCUGUACUUUUCUCUCUGAUUCUGCCUUGUCCAACUCUUGAGAAUACCUCUACUACAUUCCUGCCUUCGGGGUUGGUAUUUCCGUUGUUCCAUCUUUGGUCCACUUCCCUUUCCUCUCUACUCCCAAAACAUUGUCACCUAUCCUGAUGUCCUCAGUUGCUGCUGAUGUGCUGGUGAUUCCCAUCUCUAGCUCCAACCUCACCAUCCUCAAACUUUCGAUCUGUAUUUGUAUUACCCACUGGACAUCUCCAUAGACAUGUCCAUAUGGACUCAACUCAUGUCCUGACUGGUGUUCCUCCUGAAUCCCUGUCCUGGUGACCUUCAUCACAGAUCUACAUAGGCUCACCAGCUAGAAACAUUUAGGGGCUUAAAUUCUUUCUUUCUGUAUCUUAUUAGCAUAUUUCAUCCUUUCCACUCCCACAACCUUUCUGGAAUUUGGCCCUUCCUUUCCCCUUUGUCUCUAAUUUACCAGAGCAUGAAAUUUGGAGUCAGGUUGGUCUGGGUUUGAAUUCCAGCUCUACUACUUUUUGUUUUUGUGAUAGGAGAGUUAUUUAACCUCUUUGAGCCUCAGUCCUCUUGUAUGUAAGAUGAUAAUGAUACCUACCUCACAGGGUUGUUGUGAGGAUUUAAAUUACAUAUUGUACGAAAAAUGCCUAGCACAGUGCUUGGCACACAGUAGAGUAGGUGCUCAAUAAAUAUUAGCCAUUAUUAUUAUUUA